CUAUAUAAUUACCGAGUCAGAAUGUCGUUAUUGUCAAUAGCAAUAACAUAAACAAUCCUAGCUUUGGACCAGUCGCCUGGCAAUGAUUGUUGUGACCUUGUCUCCCGGGAUUUUCUUUGUUUUCAUAUUUAUAUCUUUAUAUCUUUGUUUUCAAAUUAAUUUUUUUUUUCUUCUUACUUUUUACUUUCCUCCCUCAUGUCAGGCAGCUGGUAUGUCGUAUAAACAAGUUGAUCUCGAGAGGACAAGGCUGAGUACAUACCACAAGUGACCUGAUUUGCUAGCGUAACGCUGUUUGUUAAUCUUUGUGGCCCCCAAGGAUGUGCGGUGAGGCAGUGAAAACAAUACAGUAAACGAUCCUAUCUAAAAUGUCA
This is a messenger RNA of Aspergillus pseudotamarii, 371 nucleotides long. RefSeq lists its product as uncharacterized. NCBI's taxonomy places the organism in Eukaryota, Fungi, Ascomycota, Eurotiomycetes, Eurotiales, Aspergillaceae. The transcript has a single exon. The coding region runs from base 83 to 268 and encodes 61 amino acids. The record is from RefSeq and is a predicted model, not a curated record.